Messenger RNA from Saccostrea echinata, 1923 nucleotides. Its product is annotated as asparagine--tRNA ligase, cytoplasmic-like. Gene Ontology annotation, cellular component: cytoplasm. Bases 139 to 1815 code for a protein of 558 amino acids. Gene Ontology annotation, molecular function: asparagine-tRNA ligase activity; ATP binding; nucleic acid binding. NCBI's taxonomy places the organism in Eukaryota, Metazoa, Mollusca, Bivalvia, Ostreida, Ostreidae. Gene Ontology annotation, biological process: asparaginyl-tRNA aminoacylation. The record is from RefSeq and is a predicted model, not a curated record. The transcript has 18 exons.
UUGUCGUGCACCGGGUACAACACGAGGAGGAAUCAACAGAUGAUGCAAUAAGCAAGAAAUAUACAAGAUUUUUGGUAUAAAAUUGUGCGAUUUUGUUAUCUGACAUUGUUUAAAGAAAGCCAAAUUACACAGAAAAACAUGGAGGGCGUGGAACAAGCAACGCAGCAGUUAAAAAUUGGUGAGAUUUACACCUCAGAAACAACAGGAAAUGAUGACACCGGUGAGGGCACAAAGGAAAAACCCUUUAAGACUAUUCUUAGAGCCAUGAAACACGCAGGACAGGAGCCAUUUCCUCCCAUCUAUGUAGACAGUAAGAAGGAAAAUGAGAAAUAUGAAGUCGCCUCAAAGUCACAACUGAAGAAGAUUACCAAACAGUUUGUGCGAGACCAGCAUAAAAAGGCGGACAUGACAGCCAGAGAGGCAGAAGAUGCUGAGAGGAGAGAAAAAAACUUAGAGGAGGCGAAAAAGAUUGUGAUAGAACUGGACAAGUCAUUGCCAGCCCCUCAGCAGAUUAAGAUUCGUCAUGCUGUUCAGACGAGGGAUGUUAGAGUCAAGAUUUUUGGUUGGGUGCACAGGCUUCGUCGUCAAGGAAAGAAUCUCAUGUUUAUAGUUUUACGCGAUGGAACUGGUUUCUUGCAGUGCGUUCUCUCGGAUAAGCUGUGUCAGACUUAUGAUGCUCUACUGCUGUCAACAGAAGCAGCCAUUUGUGUUUAUGGUGUCAUCAAACAGUUGCCAGAAGGGAAAGUGGCUCCUGAUGGACAUGAGCUGACUGCAGACUUCUGGGAACUGAUAGGUCCCUCCCCACCAGGGGGCGCUGACACCAUCCUCAACGAGGAGGCUCAUGUUGAUGUGCAAUUAGACAACCGACAUAUGAUGAUUCGAGGAGAAAACACCUCAAAGGUGAUGAAGAUGAGGUCUAUCAUAAUGCAGGCCUUUAGGGAUCAUUUUAUUAACCGAGGAUACUAUGAGGUGACACCACCUACUCUUGUACAAACACAGGUGGAGGGAGGAUCUACGUUAUUUAAGCUGAACUACUUUGGGGAGGAGGCUUACUUAACCCAGUCCUCUCAGCUGUACCUGGAGACGUGUAUCCCUUCAAUGGGAGACGUGUUCUCUAUAGCUCAGUCUUAUCGAGCCGAACAGUCACGGACCAGGAGACAUUUAGCAGAGUACACCCAUAUAGAGGCUGAGUGUCCAUUCAUCAGUUUUGAGGACUUACUGAACAAAUUAGAGGACCUUGUGUGUGAUGUAGUGGACAGGGUCCUGAACGGCCCGUAUGGAAACAUCGUGAAGGAACUCAACCCUGACUUUAAACCUCCAAAGAGGCCUUUUAGACGACUGGAAUACAAAGAUGCCAUUACAUAUCUAAAGGAACAUGACAUUAAAAAAGAUGACGGGACGUUUUAUGAAUUUGGAGAGGACAUUCCAGAGGCUCCAGAGAGAAAAAUGACAGACCAAAUCAAUGAGCCAAUCCUUCUGUGUAAAUUUCCCGCUGAGAUUAAGUCGUUCUACAUGCAGAGGUGUGCUGAUGACCCAAGGCUCACAGAAUCAGUUGAUGUCUUGAUGCCCAAUGUCGGGGAGAUUGUGGGAGGGUCUAUGAGGAUCUGGCAUCACGAAGAAUUGAUGGAGGGAUUUAAACGGGAAGGAAUUGAUCCUACCAACUAUUAUUGGUACACAGACCAGAGGAAGUAUGGAAGCUGUCCCCAUGGAGGAUAUGGUUUGGGGCUUGAGAGGUUCAUGUGCUGGUUACUGGACCGUUACCACAUCCGAGAGGUCACACUGUACCCUCGCUUUAUGGAGCGAUGCAAGCCAUGAUCAUAGUGAUAAAAUAAGACAUAAUUUAUCAUACAAUUUUACCCCUCCCCUGGACUUCUGUGACACUACUUAUUUAAUGUGCAUUAAUAAAUUCAUUAUUGUAUGAGG